CGGGGUGACCUCACCCGCCAACAUGGCGGCGGCGGUAGAUUAGGGCAGCGGGUCGGAGCCGCCGCCGCCGCCGCUGCCAGAAUCGCGGGUUCGUGUGUGGAGCACCUGCCGCCGCCUCUUUCACCUCUUCGGGUUGCAGGGGCCUGAGCCAGGUUUUGUACCUCUGUAAGUAUACAUUUUCGGAGCUCUGCUGGCCACCCCCAUGGCGUCCUCAACUACCGUGCCUCUAGGAUUUCACUAUGAAACGAAGUACGUGGUUCUCAGCUACUUGGGACUCCUCUCUCAGGAGAAGCUGCAGGAGCAGCAUCCUUCCUCACCCCAAGGGGUUCAGCAAGAUACAGUUUCACAAUCUCUGGAUCAAGAAGUUUUAUUAAAAGUUAAAACUGAAAUUGAAGAAGAGCUCAAAUCCCUGGACAAAGAAAUUUCUGAAGCCUUCGCCAGCACAGGCUUCGACCGCCACACCUCGCCUGUGUUCAGCCCCGCAAACCCGGACAGCUCCGUGGAGGACUGCCUGGCCCACCUUGGGGAGAAGGCGGCGCAGGAGCUGCAGGCACCUCUGCUCGGGGCCUUGCAGACGCUGCUCAGCGGGCCAGUGACAUAUCAGGCAUAUCGGGAAUGUACACUGGAGACCACAGUUCAUGCCAGCGGCUGGAAUAAGAUUUUGGUGCCCCUGAUUUUGCUACGACAAAUGCUUCUGGAGCUGACGAAACGUGGCCAGGAGCCACUGGGCGCGCUGCUGCAGUUCGGCGUGACAUUCCUGGAGGACCACGCGGCCGAGUACAUCAUCCAGCAGGGUGGCUGGAAACACCAAGAAGAACGUCUUCCGCUUACUUCUUGCCGUAAACUCAGGAAAAGCACCAGUGUGGGAAGCAGGGGCUUGGGCCCUGCCGGCGAGCCGCCUGGUCAGAGCCAGUCCCAGCUGUGGACUUCAGGCCAGGGCACCGUCUUUAACCUGGAGUCAGAGGACGAGUGCCCCGCGGGCGCUGCGGAGGACAGCAACGACAUCUACAUUCUGCCCAGCGACGGCUCCACGCACGUCAGCCCCCCAGAGUCGCCCACUACGGCCACGGCCUCCUGGCAGGCCGAGAGCUUGCCCGUGUCGCUGUCCGCCAGCCAGAGCUGGCACACAGAGAGCCUGCCGGUGUCCCUGGGCCCCGAGUCCUGGCAGCAGGUCACAGUGGACCCUGAGGAAGUCAAGAGCUUGGAUAGCAACGGGGCCGCAGAGAAGAGCGAGAACAACUCCUCCAACUCCGACAUCGUGCACGUGGAGCGGGAGGAGAUCCCCGAGGGUGUGGGGGAGGCGGCCGCACCGGCCCCUGCCCUGAUGGCGGCCGUCCCCAGGGCCAGUCCCACGACAUCACUGUUCGUGGAGCUUGGUGAAGAAGAGGCAGAAGCAGCCCCACCAGAAGCUUCUGAACUGGAGCGGGAGGGGGUCCUGCCACCCAAGCCCCCAGCAGAGCCUCCCGCGGCCCCGCCGAGCCGGGAGGAGGCCACUGGAAGGCAGGGGGCACUCAGGGUAGGGCCCCGCCCAGGUGACCUCGAGAAGGCCGGCCCGCUGCCCGAGGGCAAGUCCCUCCUGCUCUUGGGAGGGGCCGCUGCCAUGGCCAUCCUCGCAGUGGCGGUUGGGUUGGCACUGGCUCUGCGGAAGAAAUAGGUUUUCUUUCUCAGGGUUCACCGUGACCUGCUGCCAGGACUCGGGGCCCAGGAGAAAGAAGACAAGAACGAGUAAAGUUUUAAUUGUCUCGACUGAAUCUGAAUGGGCAGCAGCUGGUUGGACAUCCGCGGGACACUCUGGGGUGAGGGGGCUGGGUCAGCAGGGCAGGGGCGGCCCACCUGGCGGGGCUUGAGGUAGAGACUGCGCACACGGUCUGCUGGGCCGUCCCAGGCCUGGGCUCCCCUGAGAUUCAGGGUCUAGGGUGUAAAGUGCUUCCUCAACCUUGUCUCUGGCGUCUGGACAACCCAGGCCGUGAGCACCUGUGCCCCCGAGGGUGUGUAGCCUCCCGUCGGCCCCCGUAGCACCUUCCCCUUUGGUGACAGCCCCUCUCGAUGUUGCCAAACGUCCCCAGGAUAAGGCUUCCCAUGAGAGCCACAGCCUCAGAGGCAGAGGGUUCUUGUGGGCACCUGGGGGGCCAGGCAGAGGGCUUGGCAGUGGGUCCCUCGGCUGCUGACGCACUCUGGCCUGGAGCCUCCCCUCUGCCAACGAGCGUGCGCUUUCCAACCCCUCCUCCGGGCUCCUCUGUUUUUCCUGUCGGUCCCGCAGCCCAAGUGCUCUGCGGUCUCCACCGCCUCUCAGGUACUGCCCUGCCCUCCCCACCCGGGUCCCUGCUGGCCCAUGGAGAGGGCUUGCCCAAUGCUUCCCUCAGCUCCCCUCAUAAAGAUGCUGCCUGUAGUCUUUUAAAAAGUAAAUAUAAGACAAGAGGCCCAGGCUCUGCCCGUGACUGUGGGCAAGCUGUCUCUUGUACAGAAGCAGGCGGGUAGCUUGGCUGAUCUCUGGAGGUGGUUUCCAGCCCUUCUGUUGGUGGCCGCCUGGCAGGGGUGUCUGUCCAGCAGUCACUCUCUGUAGCCUGGGUUAGCCUGGGUUCUGGCCGCAGACUUCUCACUGGUCACACGGCCCCUCUGUGUCUCCUGCUUGUAGUAAGAGCUCCCAUACUGGGCUUCAGCCCAGGGGACAUACUCUUCUUCAGCGCCCAGGCUCCUAAAUACCAUUGAAGUUAAAAAGCAGGAGAGGCCACCUUUGAGGUUCCUGCUUGGCCUUCAGAGUCCAGCAGGAGGCUCUCACUGAGCUCGUCACGGCCCAGACGGCAGAGCGAUGGCCACGGUGGUUAUGGUCGGCGUGUGCCAGGGACACGGCAUAGCCCCGGGCACUGCCUGCACCCCGCAUGGCGGGGGUGGGGGGGUGGGGGGACUGCGUCUCUUCCCCUGAGGUUGGGUCACUCACAGGACCGUGCCUGAGACAGCUCAUCUCAGAGUUACCUUAGUCAGUGUAACAGGUUACUUUUUAGAUCCUGAAAUUUGUAAUAAAAUUACAUUACCUAUCCUCAUCACCAAAA
Dama dama (fallow deer) is the source of this 3050-nucleotide messenger RNA. RefSeq names its product BCL2 like 13 (gene BCL2L13). The transcript is spliced from 8 exons. Lineage: Eukaryota; Metazoa; Chordata; Mammalia; Artiodactyla; Cervidae. Gene Ontology annotation, cellular component: mitochondrion. Gene Ontology annotation, biological process: apoptotic process; regulation of apoptotic process. The record is from RefSeq and is a predicted model, not a curated record. The coding region runs from base 203 to 1654 and encodes 483 amino acids.